UAACGAAACACAAACGCGGAAACAGUCGAUUCAGAAGAAUUAAGAGUUUCAAAAAUUCAGAGUAAAGAGUUUUAGGAAUUAAUCUAUACAUACAUAAAAAAGCUCAUUAAUAGUGGUCUAACAUCAUUACAGAAUUACAAAUCAAGCUACAUCUGUCUCUUGCAGAAUGCUUUCAGCAGUACCUUCAGUAAAGGAAGAUGGUCAUGAUGGGAACAGACCAGCACAGAACCCCUUUAAUAUGCCGGAAGAUGACGUCAUCUUCCACUUUAAAAUGACACAGAAAGCUCAGCAAAAACUAGAAUAUCAGAGAAAUCUGAGUCUGCCUGUCCAUGAGAAGAAGACAUACUUAGGCAGAAUGAAAGCCAGACAGCUAGAGAUGAGAAAACAUGUAAGAGAUGACCUUGAGGAAAAUGAAGAGGGCACCACAAACCAUUCACGUACUGACAUCCAGCUUUCCCGAAAGAUCCCGGCAUCCAUGGCGAUGAUCAGAGAUCGUAAUAUUGAAAAAGAGGGAAUACAGAAGUUCAUUAACAAGAAACGAGAGAUGUUCUACCUUGAGUAUGCUCUGACAGUAAAGAGAGAAGAGAUUGCAAAACUAGAGGAGCAGGCAAGUCAUGAAGAGAAAAAGUUGGCUAAAGCUGAAAAGUUCUUGGAGGAUGAUGCUGUAUUGUUUGACACAUUUCUAAAAGAAAACGACAAGAGCUCAGUGGAGGCCAUCAGAAUUGCAGAGCAGGAGAGCAAAGCAAAGCUGGAGAAAGUAGCUGAGAUCAAAAGGGUCACGUCUAAGAUGGUGGCCAUUAAAAGCAACAUUUCUAAGUUUGAGGACACACUGCAGGAGUACAAACUCUACAGGGAUUUUCUGUUUAAGCUUUCUCCCCCAGAGUGGCAGAAAAAGCAGAGAGUGAAGAAGAAAAGCUGCAACAAACCCAUCAUGGUAACCAACCAGGAGAGCAUGAGGAAAAGAGCAAAGAGAGAGACAGAGGAAUAAACCUGUCAAUCUGAUAGAUAUGCAGGUAGAGAGAAAAGCAGCCCUGUUUCACGAGAGCUACCUCCUCUUCGUGAGGCCCGGGUUCCUUCCAGACACAGUUUGAAGUCAAGUCCUCAGAACGGCAAAAACUCCGCAUCUGGAAGUGACAGCUCAGAAUAUGAGGAGGAGCCAGAGCUGUACUUUACAGACCCUCAACAGUUGCUGGACCUGCUCAGUGAACUAGAAGAACAGAACCUCACGUUGAUACAAAACUCUCAAGAGACUGAGGAGAACCUGGAGAAGUUCAGACAGAUCAUGGAACAGACUCGCAAGAACAUCGAGCAAGAAGCCAACCAUCUGAAGCAGCAGAUUGAUGCCAUGACACAGACUCUUAAAAGAGAAAAAGAGAGAACUGCAGAACUGGAGCUCAGUACCAGGUUCUUUGACUUUGGAAAGACCAAAGCAGAGGAAGAGAACACUCUGAACGCUCUGGGCCAAAAAGUAGAGGAGGUCUACCAGAGCUGCAUUGGAAACAGUGAAGCCAACCUGAGCACGUUGCAGAUGCUAAAAGCUAUAGAGAGCAGACUGGGUGAUCUGCUGGAGAGAGUGGAGAGAAUUCCUGCUGACCGUCUUGCAAUGGCUGAGCGAGCCAAGGAAAAAGAGAGGAGACUCAGGUUGCGUGAUGAGAAGCUUACUCUGCAGAAGCAGCACCAGGAAGAGAGAAUAAAGAAAGCCAUCGAGAGAGCUCAAGCUGAGAUCAAGCGAACGUCUGGUAGGAAGCUGAUGCCUCGCUCCCAGCCUUCUGUUCAUAAAGUCAAGAACAAAGAGCACAACGAUAUUGCAGACAAGGAAAAGGAGGAAUAUCUGUACUUCUUUACUUAAAACAAUCACUCCUAACAGCAUGCCCUUCUACAAUUCAGGGCAGAUCACUAUAACCUGGUGCCUUUCCAGAAACCCAAACCAUGCAAAAUCUUUAGUUUCUGUGAAAAGAUACAUAAGUGCAUUGCCCAUUAUAUAUUAAUUAUUGAUAAAUAGUAAUAAUAAUAAUAAUAGUAAUACAAUAUAAAUCAGCAACAGCAAACACUUUAUUAUUCAAGGAUCUUAACAGAAAGAUAGCCUAGACAUAAGUGCACGUGUAUUAUGUAUCAAAAGUUCUUAUGAAAACAGUAAUUGAAUUACGAGUUUAUACAUACACAAUAUUUACAAAUGACUCAUGAUUCUAUGACUCCCCCCUCACAGAAUAUCUUAAAUAGGAGAGGAGAGCCAUUUUUAAUCUUGUGUAAUACUUUCAUACACACAUAAAAAGACAUUUUCAUGUUUUAUACAAAACCAUACAAAAAUAAGCAACAAAAGCAACUGGAACAAAAAAAGCUUUUCAUGACAAUAAAAGCUGUGCUCCUCAGGACUUGAAUAGAAACUCAAGACAAUGCUAACGACAAAGAGUUAUUUUGAUGGAUAUGUUACUGUAAUAAUAAAUCUUACAAGCAAUGAUAACCUAUUGUGCUGUUUCACAUUCACUCAUUCAUUUACAUAAUCCUGCUUAAACAUAUCGAGUCUUAAUAUAUCAGAUUUAUCAAGCAGCUGUCAUACGAGAUUAUGUUCCCCAAUUCAAAGUGUAUAUCGAAUUUGAAAUGGAAUAUAUCAAAGUCUAAUGGCUUGUAAGUAAUCUUUUACCAAUAAAAGUUCAUGUUCUCUACAAAGGAAACUUAACUAAUACAUGAAGCACAUGAAAUAACUUUAUUCCUGGUCAAAUACAAAUAUAUAUCUUGGAAUUGUGGAAUUAGGAUGUAUAUUAAAAACCUACACA
Messenger RNA from Silurus meridionalis, 2774 nucleotides. RefSeq names its product cilia and flagella associated protein 100 (gene cfap100). NCBI's taxonomy places the organism in Eukaryota, Metazoa, Chordata, Actinopteri, Siluriformes, Siluridae. The record is from RefSeq and is a predicted model, not a curated record.